Molecule: messenger RNA, 949 nt
Organism: Acaulospora morrowiae
Lineage: Eukaryota; Fungi; Glomeromycota; Glomeromycetes; Diversisporales; Acaulosporaceae
Source: the annotation of a GenBank genome assembly
GAUAACUCCGAUCCAAUAAGAACCAUCAAAGUAGGAUGUGUCCUUCCAACAAAAGGUGCUGACAUUAAAUCAAUGAUUCACCAGUCUGCCGUCCUAGCAACGCAAUCUUCAAAGAUUGUUCUUUGGGGAGAGUCCGCCCUAGACCUUCGGCGCGAGGAAGUAAAAACGUUAUUGGAAUUGGCAAGUAAUGAAACCAAAAAACAUAAAUACUUCCUAGGAUUGACUUAUUUUAUGCCCUCGGAAACAAGUGACAAAAAAAAAAAUAUGUUUACUUUAAUUGGCCCUGAUGGGGAAAAAAUAUUCGAUUAUCAAAAAACACAUCCAGUUCCGCUAGCAGAGUCACGUACAGUUGAAAGCGGACCAGGAGGUCAGCUACCUAUUGCGAAUAUCGUGAUGCCCAAACAAAAAAAUCAGACACAACUUUCGUUAAAUGUAUCGGCGGCAAUAUGCUUAGACAUGGAUUUCCCCGAACUCAUUACUACUGCUUCAGCAGUAAAUUUAUUUUUACAACCUGCCCAAACAUGGCGAUCUCAUAUUGGUCUGCAACAUCUGCGAAUGGCCUCUGUUCGUGCCAUCGAAAAUGGUUUUUGGGUUCUUCGAUGCGAUGGUGGUGGCGCAAGCGGUUUGAUAGAUCCUUUGGGUAGGAUCCGUAACGUCCAAGUAUCUUCAAGAGCCGAUCGUUAUCAACUACUAAAUUGGGAUCUACCAUUGUCCGAUGAAAAAAUUCACACAAUAUACGCUUCGUGGGGCGAAUAUACGGUUUGGGGGUGUUUGGGGGUGUUAUUUUUAUUAAAACUAUGCAAGCCAUUGAUUUGGAAAAAUGGGCCGAUAUUCAUGAACGAGGAGUGGCAAAAAGGAGUCGAAAUGUGGACCAACGCAAAAAGUUGGGUUGGCAGAAAAUAUGAAGACACGUUUAGGCAUGUAGAACAUGAAGAAUACUUGGAUGCCG